This is a messenger RNA of Heterocephalus glaber (naked mole-rat), 3296 nucleotides long. Lineage: Eukaryota; Metazoa; Chordata; Mammalia; Rodentia; Bathyergidae. The record is from RefSeq and is a predicted model, not a curated record.
GGAUGAGACCGAGGUCCCUUACUGGGCUCCCACAGGCUGCCCCUCCCAGUGCCCCGAACUUGAUCUCCCUGGUCCUCUGGAAGUGUGAGUCCCCCAUGCAUGAAACCAUGAAGUCUUGAGUAACAGCCCUAUCUCAAGCUUUUCUGUUUCACUCGUGCACCAAAUAGUUUAGCUGCUGCACCUGCCAAGGUGCUUGGCAAUUAUUUGCUUUGCAGAGCCCUGAAAGACAUCACUGGAUGGCACAAUUCCUAAUUACCUAGAAAUUCAUCAUCUAGUCCCGCAUUUCCUGAUUCCCGUGCUAUAAAAGAGGCUUCCUCCUUGGCAAAGGUGAGCAGAAGGGGAAGGAGACCAGGACAGCAGCUGAGGUCUUGUGAAGCCCAGGUGAGACCCAUCUCUCCUGCUGCCGCUCUUCUGGCCCAGGACACAGGGAUGCCAGGCUCCUUGAUGUGGCCAGGCAUGGAUAGAUGGCAUUUGGGGCUACUUACUGAGGUUCUUGCAAGGAAACAAGGCUUGCCCUGGCCAGGGACACGAAGAAGCCCAGGCACUCUGCUUUCCUAAGAGACCAGCCACACUCAUAGAGAAUGAGUGCUAUUUACACCCUAACUUAAAAGCUCCAUGGGCUGGGGAUUUAGCUCGGUGGUUCCACUGCCUGCCUAGCAAAUGCAAGGUCCUGAGUUUGAUUCCCAGUACCAAAGGAAAAAAAGCUCCAAGGCAAGAAUUUUAAUGUAAGGUUGCUGGUCACCCACAAAACUCUCAAGAUUGUUCAUCCAAUUUUGUACAUUUUGAAGCAUUUUUCUGACUCUAGGGUCUUUAGCUGCCAUUGGAUUUAUAAAGGUUGCCCAACACAUUCAGUGACAGUUGGAAUUUUACCCAAAUCAGCUGGUCAUCUCCAAAGCAUAGGUCCUAACUCUGGCUCUGGACACUUUGGGGGGGCUGCCAAACAGACCUGCAAAGGGGUCAGUAAUAUCUGGGAAGCAGCCAGUUCACCAGGUUCCCAGACCUCAGGGUCAUCCUGUUCAUUCAUCCAGGGCAGCUGGAGGGAGAAGAGAAAGGUGUGGAAAAGAGUGGAGAAGGGUUCAGAGGCCUGCCUCCAAACAUAGCACUGCCGUCACUUUGCUGUGUGACCUUAUGAAAGCCAUUACCCUCUCUCUUCUCUUGAUUCCCUAUGGACCCUGAGUCUUUGGAUGGCCCCAGGAUUUCCCUAGCACAGGUCUGCAUUGAGAUGAUGGCUGUGUCUACACAACUCUGACAUCGUGUGGCUUGUGGGGGUGUCUACAAAUCAUCACGCCUGAACCCAGACCAAAGGACUGAGUAGGGAUGUUGGCAAAGCAGCUCAGGUCUCCAGCUGCUAGCAUGAGUGAGCCUUUCCAUCCGGUUUGCUGGAAGGGCAAGAACUCAAGCCAUUACCAGCAAACCCAGCUGGAAAGUGAAUCUGUUGGCUGCUUCCUCCUAAAGCCCUUUGGGUGAAAUAGAUCUGGCAUCAAAUCUUCUGGCCACUGUGUGCUUGAGACUUUGGGAGUUUGCCUCAGUCACUAGGCCCCUGAUUCCUCAGCUGUGUGAUGCAGUAACAAGUGCCCACAUCUUUGGAUGUGGUAAUGAUGAAAUUGGUUACCAAGUAAAGCGAUUGACCUGUUGCCUGACACAGAGAAAUCCCCAACAGUGCUAGUUAUUAUCACCGGUCACCCCCUGGUGUCCUAGAGAAGAAAAAAGUAAGAAAUUCCUUCUCCGGGUCAGGGUGUAGGCCUUGAGUAGAUUCCUCUGGGCCACCUUGGAUUUGUCAUUCUGUCCACAGGUACCAAGAGAAAUGUUUCAAAUUGGGGGCCUCAUUGUCUUCUGUGGGCUGCUGGCCCAGACCACAGCCCAGCUUGGUGGUGGCCUGCCAUUGCCACUGGGCCAGGGGGUGCCAUUGCCACUGGGGCAAGGCCAGCCCUUGCCCCUGGGCCAAGGCCUACCCUUGUAUGUGACACCAGCUCUGUCCUUGAAGCAUGAGGAUCCUCAGGGAAGCCUGACUGGCGCCCUCACCAAUGGCCUGCUCUCAGGGGGUCUGUUGGGCGUUCUGGAAAACCUUCCACUCUUAAACAUCCUGAAGCCUGGAGGAGGCACUUCUGGUGGUCUGCUUGGGGGCCUGCUUGGAACUCUGACUUCAGGGAUUCCUCUCCUGAACAACAUCAUUGACUUAAGGAUCACUAAUCCCCAGCUCCUGGAACUUGGCCUUGUACAGAGCACUGAUGGCCAUCGCCUCUAUGUCACCAUCCCUCUGGGCCUGAACCUUGAAUUGAAAUUGCCCCUGGUCACGAGUCUGCUGGAGCUGAGCCUGAGGCUGAACAUCAUUGCAGAAGUCUUAACUGAGAGAGACUACCAGGGGAGAGUCCACCUGGUGAUUGGUGACUGCACCCACUCCCCCGGCAGCCUUCACAUCUACCUGUUUAAAGGAAUUGCUCCUCAGCCUGUUCAAGGCCUUCUAGAUGGCCUCACAGAUAUCCUCAAUAAAGUCCUCCCUGAGCUGGUGCAGGGCAAGGUCUGCCCUCUGGUCAACGAGGUGCUCAGGCUCUUGGACAUCACGCUGGUUCAUGAUAUUAUUGAGUUACUGCUCCAUGGGGUACAAUUUGUCAUCAAGGUCUAGGCCUCCCAGGAAGGGAACCUGCCCUCUGCUGAGCUGAACCAUUUCUUGCUCCUGCCCAGAGUCCAGAAGGAUGGCCCAUGUGCUGGGAAAUGACAAGGCUACUUUAUCCCCAAGGAACCUGCUCACCCUCCUUUCUCACCAGCCAUGAAAACAUCCCGUGGUCCACACCAAAUAAACUUGCUUUUCUUCUGCACUUAGGUCUCAUUCUUCACCAUCAUGUGAUGGUGCAUGGGCUGCAAAGAGCCUUGGCCUUGGUGGCUGGAGCCACCCACCAGAACUUCAAAACUUACAUCACGAGUCUGAGUGGUCUUGAAUAGGUCACAGAAGUUCAAGUGUGUGUAGAUUUCACACAACUAUCUUGCUCUUCUCAGGAAGGAUACAUAGGGGCCUGGGUAGAGGGAAUACUUCAGGCACAGAUGAUGACAAACAAAGCUGCCACCAAGAGACAUUCUGGAGGUGGGCCAGGAAGGGUGUACAUGGGGAGCAGUUCAGGUUCCUUCCUGCUUCUCAGGCUGGGGAUCCCAAAGGUGACCGAGAAUGUGGGAGGAUGAAUUGAUUCCAGCAGGAAGAGUGUCUCAGUUGUGGCUACAGAGUGUGGUAGCACCUGGGAGGCCCUGAAGGACCCAUCAAAGAAGUUGAGAGGUACACAGGUCAUCUAUUACCCAUCGUCUGC